AUGGGCUGGAACGCUUUUAAGCGACGACGGCCGAAAGGAAGAGAACCCAGCCCGACAGCUACUGCUUCCGCUGUCCAGCAGCCUUACAACAACAGCAACACUAGCGGUGUCAGCAGAGGACAUGUCGAUUCCACUGUGCAGGUCGCACCACCUACGCGUAAACACCUGAGCAUAUAUCGAACCAUCAUCUCCAAAAAGAAUACAACCACAACUACCACCACCACCACCACCACUACCGAGUCGGCUCCUCAUGAGCCUCAAUUCGUCAUGGCUCCGGCAGCCUCCCUGUCUCCAAUCGUGGAGGAGGCGCUCCAAGGCCGCCCUCCUUUGGCGGUAAAGGUCCAAAUCACCAUCGCCGACAAGCCGGCCUACACAAGAGUUUAUGCUAGCUCACAGGCUCUCCGCCCUUCGAACCGACUGUGUCAGGGCUUGCUUCGCCGUGUCGAGCACUGCAGCAAAGAGUUUAUAACCCGAAGAGAUUCGGACGCUCUUUUGCAUCGUCGAUUCGGUCAAGCACCGAGCGCCCUGCGAUAUGAAUUCACCUACACCAUCAUCCGGUCUGGUGCUGUCUGGGCAGAGGAAACCUUCAAGUCCUACCAGCGGGCUCCCGUCACUGAUGAGCUGGCCAAUGAGAUCAUCCUGUCCACCCACUACGUCGUCGGUCUUUUCUUCAGGCGACACGAUAAGGAGUUCAAGUGGACGCAAGAACCAGCCUCGGACCGGCUGUCAAAAAGGUUAUCUGCAUCAUCACUAAGCCCAUACGACGCCCUCACGCUUGGGUGUAUACCGCAGUCUAGGUUUAUCGAAUCGACACAGUCUUUCGAGUUCAUCCCCGGCUACAGCAUUGAGCUUUCGUUCCGAAGCUUCACCACACACCGGCGUACCCAGCGCGAGUGGACUCGGAGCUUACGGUUGAAGAGUGCCCAGGAUUCACCGCUCAACCUCGCCCAAAGCGAGAGGUUGUUAUGGGACUCAUUCGAGGCGGUGAACUCGGCCAUCAGCGCCAAGAAGCGCUCAUUUGAGCUCGAGCAUGAGUCCUGCGAGUGGUUGGAAGGCCCUGUUGAUUGCCAACAUUUCGAGGAGAACGCGUUGAGUCUUGAGCUAAGGAUUGCCAACAACCUUGGCCCUGUGUAUGAACACAUGCACCGCGGCAUUCGCUCCAAGCUUUCAAUGUUUAGACAGCAAGAUGGCGAGGAUUGCUAUGCCUUUCUUCGUGAUGUACAAACAGAACUUCUCAGGCUCCGAGACUUGGCCGACGAGCAAGUCUCUCGCACAAACGACUUUGAAUUAAGGAUAUUAGAAUUAACGGGUGCCCAAGGCUGGAAGAUCUCCAGACCGGCAAGGGUAACCCUCGACAACACCAAGUCCCACUCGCAGCGGACUGUCGAGGCCAUUCUUGACCGUGUCCACACUGGUAUUACAGACGUGCUCCGCGCCCCUGGGGCAUCCAUACACAUUGCAGCAUACAAGAGGGGCCAUCUCAUAUUAGAUAGGGAAAUCAGUGCACAACAAGGGUCCAGCAAGAAGCCUUCUAGCACGGCAAGUAACCCGGUUAGCAUACAGGCUGAGAAAGACUAUCUAGUCCAAGCUUUGGAAUCACGGAUCCGUCAAGACCUCGACAUGCUGCUCGAAGACACAUGCUCUUUGGAAGGCCUGCCUGAGGACAAUGAUGAGGAUUUGACGCCAACCACAUCAGUAUCGCCACAAAACCAAGAUGAAGACACACAGCUAGACUACAGAGAAAACUCUACAGCCACCCAAGACUCGAUAAGAAGGUUUCCACUAUCCAAGAGUCCAGAGGAAUCACGGGCCGCGACGCCGAUGCAGCAAUCGCCGAUACCGCUCAGGAGGAAGAAGACCUUCAUCAUGCCAGCCUCUCGAGAUACCCCGGCCUACCGACUCUUUCCGUUGGUUCCCGACAAGUUUAUCCAGAGCCGUUCCCGCCAAAACAGCGAGUCUACUCUCUCCAGUCAAGCCUCGGAGUCAUCUCCUGCGGUGCUCAAAAAGGUCAACGUGCAACCGGUGCACGUCAUCGACCCUGAUCUAUUCAGGGGCCAUGCCUUUUCGGGUUCUGACGGCACCGCGUCGGAGCAUGCGGGAACGGUGCCUGAGAUUUUGUCGGAAGAAUCUGACCGAUCCGAGUGUGGCGGGACGGAGUUGUCAGCUGCCGAGGAUUACGUGUUUACACAGGAGUCAUCAUUGAUGAGCGAUGCUCAAGAUUCGGUGGCUGGCGACAUGGUCGAACUUGAUUGUGUCGACUCUGCUCAGGCCUCUGUGACGCAGCUAGGUUCCCAGUCCGCAGGGAAGUUUGACGACCACGCCCUUGAGGAAAAGGCCGAUUGUGCAGAUGUCGAGGUUUCUGAGGGAUCGAGCAAACGUGCAAGCCUGAGCCGUGACGACGAGUCUAUCCCGUCAACUCCUGGGCUCAGCCAUGGAGAAGGGCCCUCGCCUCGCGACAGUUUCCUGAUGACACCGCCAUUCUCAAAAUCGACUCCCGUGACCUGUCCCAGGAUACCAUUGUCCUUUGAAUCUGACAAGGCUGAAGAAGAUGGCCACUUCAGCUACCCACCUAGCGAGACGGAAGAGGAAGAGAAGACGCCAACUGGGUCAACCCCACAGAUACCUAUGGCGCACGAGGUGGCAGUCGUGCCAGCAAAUGGAACGCCAGAGCCGGACACUGUUGUUCUGAGGAAUGCGGAUGGAUUCUCUCGGAGCGAGACAUCGUUCGGCUUUGACGAAGAUCAAGCACUGACCGAGUUCCAUCCCUCAGCUUCGGGUACCCCGACGCAGGCUGUGGCAGAACUGGCAUCAUCUUUUAUCGCCUCACAAAUAUCGGUUCCAGACGUGGAGCCUCCACGAAGCGCUGGAACUAUUGUCGCUCCUACCCCAGCAGCUCAAGAGCCCGAAGGGAACGUAUUCGACAGUGCAUUCGCUGAGAAGUCGGUCGCCCAACCGCCUACUCUGCUGACGAAUUAUUGCCCAUCGACCAGUCUUGGAGACAGUUUGCUCGAGCUACAGCCGGCUCGAUCCAGGCGCACAAUCGAGCGGCCGAGCCCUAUCCUGAUCACCAGGAACAGCGUGUCGUCAUGGGAGGACUACGUUAGCGCUAGCCAGCGCGACUCUGUCGAUACCAUCAAGUCUGAGGUGGACGUUUCCGCCAUCAUGUCGGACCACCAGCCAACCGCGCGCCCGUCGAGUCCGACACGCCGCAAAUCCAUCCCUACUGCAGGCGUUUUGGGACUCCACGAGGCAGGGAGCAGGCGGUCGGGGCCCUUUGGGGCCCUCAAGAGCGCCUUCUCUGGCGGCCAGCACUGGCUUGACAGUGAGAGAUUCCGGGUCAGUGGGUCGAGCUCGCGACCGCAGACCGCCCCAGGCCUUGUCGCACAAAAGUUCUUCCCCGAGGGCGUCACCACGCCGCCUCAUCCAGAGAGCCCCGUGACGCCGACGACCAAGUCGCCUCGUCGACCAUACAUUCGGAAACGCACCAAGAGCAUCGCCACCGCUACCAUCGUUCGAGCCACCCCGAAGCGGCCGCACAAGUCGCACAGGGGCCGGGCCAAAUCAGCUGCUUUUGCCGAGCUGGAGCGUGGGCGAGAGGAGAAGCAAGGCAAGGAAGCCGAAGCACUGGACGGAACCGGCGAAAAGCCCAUGUUGCCACGCUUCAUGAUGCUGUUUGCCGGUAUGGCUGUCGCGUCGUCAAUGCUCAACAAGAACUGA
Messenger RNA from Pyricularia oryzae 70-15, 3717 nucleotides. RefSeq lists its product as uncharacterized. The record is from RefSeq and is a predicted model, not a curated record. Lineage: Eukaryota; Fungi; Ascomycota; Sordariomycetes; Magnaporthales; Pyriculariaceae. The transcript has a single exon. The coding region runs from base 1 to 3717 and encodes 1238 amino acids.